This is a messenger RNA of Hippocampus comes (tiger tail seahorse), 5101 nucleotides long. It is a transcript of the gene fam222aa, whose product is annotated as family with sequence similarity 222 member Aa. The record is from RefSeq and is a predicted model, not a curated record. Lineage: Eukaryota; Metazoa; Chordata; Actinopteri; Syngnathiformes; Syngnathidae. The transcript is spliced from 5 exons. The coding region runs from base 634 to 2256 and encodes 540 amino acids.
CUGAGGCCAACAGCUGGGCAGCAGUGAGUAUGGCAGGGAAGAUAAUAGCUGACAAACUGGUAAUGGCAGGCCCUUCGGACUGGCCUUGAUGCUGCAAAGGAGAGUGCCUGAUGAGGUGAAGACUGGCAGGUGUGUAGGCGAGACAGGUGCAAUGAUUAGGGAGACGCCCAGCCCGACACUGAAUUAAGGGAAAGGCAACAAUAAACAACAGAGGGAGGGGCCACACAGCCGAACAGUGACGACAGACACAAUGGAUUCUAACACGUAUAUGUAACUUGUUUUUUUAUUGACCGUCCUAAAAUAGCAGUGACCAAGUAUAAUUUACCGAUGGCGGAAUGAUGACCCACAAUUUGCAGACUGCGCCGGCCUGAAAUAAUGACGGAUGGCUGAUGAUAUGGCAGGCCAGCCGCUGGCGAAUGAUGGAUGGAGUUACCCACCACUGCUAAAUUACAAACAGCUCCUGGGAUGCGACGACAUAGCGACGAAAUAGGCGAUGGCUUCUGACAGCAUUGGAAUGCCAAGAACAAGUUUGUUCCCCGGGCAACGGAUUGUCGCCAUUUUCAGUUGGAGCCGAGGUGUUACUUGAGGACAUGGAAAGUGUGACAUCAGAGAUUAGAUGGGCCCAAAGCAUGCAUGAGGUUGGCCGCAGAACUCCCCCGGCUGUCGUACUGUGCCCACCUCGCCAUGCUGGCCUGUCUGCAGAGGAGGCAGAACCCUCCACCCCAGCACCCGGCGUGUGCCAGCAAGAGCCUGGAGCCACCGCAAGCCCUGGGACGCAAAUGUGACCCGGUGGUGCCUACACAUUCCCCUCGCUACCCCACUGCAGCAGAACUUGAUGCCUAUGCUCAGAAGACAGCCAACAGCCCUCUGUCCAUUAAGAUCUUCCCGACCAACAUCAGGGUUCCCCAGCACAAGCACCUUAACCGGACUGUAAAUGGAUAUGACACCACUGGCCAGCGCUACAGCCCCUAUCCACACUUCCACACGGGGGGCUACCAUGGCCUGCUUGCCAUUGUCAAGUCCUCUUCCUCCCCCUCAUCAUCAUCAACCUCCACCUUCAUCUCGUCAAAAGGUGUUCUGAAGAACUCCGAAGGCAGACGGACUAAGCUCUCUCCAGCCCACAUUGCCCCAUACCCACCUAGCAGUAGCACUUUAGUCACCGGCCCCAGCCAGAUGGGAUAUCAAACUGGGCCCACAAAGCCUCCAGAGGGCCCUGGGUUGUCAGUCCCCCCCAACGUCACCGUCGCUGGCUCGGUGAUUCCUGUGGCGGGGGGGCGUGGCCUGGCUCUCCCCCCACAGUCCAACCUCCCUUCUAUCCAGAGCAUCAUUUACCAGAUCAACCAGCAUUGCCAAGCCCAGGCUCUGCAGCAGGUGUGUCAAGGGGCAGCACCCUCCAAUUCCAGUCCCUCCAAGCAGGGGACCACUGUCAUGGGGGUCUCCUCGAGCUCUUCAGGUGGAGGUUACGUGGUGGGAAUCGGCCCACAGGCCAACAUGGUGUACACGGGUCCAGGGUUGCCGCCUCCAAACGCGGAAGCGGCCAAGAGCGGGGUUUACGCGGACGGUAUGGACUACAUCCUCUGGCAGAAGCAGCAGCAGCAGCAGCAGCAACAGCAGCAGCAGCAGCAGCAGCAACAACAGGCAGUGCUACGAAUGUACAGCGGGGGCAGCGGAGGGGGAGGGGCCGUCAGCAAGUCCCCCGAAAGCUGCAUUCCUGUCGGAGGGAUCAUGGCGGGGCAAGUCUCCUCGUCCUCAUCCAGACCUUACCACCUGACGGCGAGCGCUAGCGGCGGAGGCGGGCUGGAAAAAGUCAGCUCCUCCCCAUUGAACUGCAUGGGCAUGCAUGGGAAUUUCUCGGUGGGUCAGUACUUUGCCCCCCCAUGGAACAGUGUCCUGGUGACACCUGAUAGUGACUGCUACAACCCCCAGGAGCUUCUGGUCCCCUCCACAGGCGGGUCGGCCACGGGCCACCGAGAAGUGGGCUACCCACACCAUCCCUAUCACCACCACCACCACCACCACCAUCAUCAUCACCCCGGCAUCGACAGCGGAGGUCGUCUGUGUUGCAGCUUGCCCAGCAAGAGUUUGUGCAACACGUCUGUGUUGAGCAGCAGCUUGCAGUCUCUGGAAUACCUGAUCAACGACAUCCACCCACCGUGCAUAAAGGAGCAAAUGCUGGGCAAAGGCUACGAGACUGUGUCGGUGCCACGUCUGUUGGACCACCAGCACGCGCACAUCCGCCUCCCCGUUUACAGAUAGAGGCGCGACGGAAUCACAAGAAAUCAAGUUGUGAAUUUGUAAAGAGCAUCGAAAAAGUCAAAAGGACAGAUCCGGUUGCGUGCGGGUGAAGAUUUGCUUUAACGGGUGUGUGAGCUUCGAAGGAAGAGCUGUUGUUAUGUUGUGUGAUCCAAUCUAUGGUGGUUUCAAGCCAGGCUCUGAGAAUUCCAAAUAAGAAAAGGCAGUAGUAAUUGCAAGUGGGGGAGGGAGAAAAGGGAUUUCACGAUUCUCCCGAUUGUGCAGUUUGCCAAUAGGAAUUUUGCAUUGAUAUAUUUGUCUUUCUGUUUCCGUUUGUUUUGCUGAUCUUUUACUUGCCUGAACUUUUGACGUUUUUCUCUCUCUCUCUCUCUCUCUCUCUCUCUCUCUCUUUUAUUUUUUUCUUCAUAGCUUGACAUGAAGUGCAUAUGCCACUCAUACCCCCACUUCAAAUACUAAGACUGAAGCUACUGUGUAGGUUGUCACUGAAAUAAGUGGUCUUCAGAGGACCAAAGUUUAGGGCUGCUCUCAACAUCCAAAUCCACAUGCAGAUGGAUGAAGACAGACUCAGUGAAAUUAUAGCCAGGACUCUCUCUCGUGUUCUGCACAAGAAUCAUCAAGUCCGAUUAGGAAAGGAUAGUACAUGAUUAUUGCUGUUAUAAUUGAUACAUAAAUUGCACUGCUUGAAUCUUGUUCUCUUUGAAGUUUGGAAUUGGGUAGUUUGGAUAUGAUAUAUUUAAGAAACUUGAAAAACUUGAACCUAUUUUAUGUUGUUUUAUAUAUUUGUAGGUAUAUUAUAUGCAUUGGCUGCUACGAGAGGGGGAGAAAUGUCUGAUGCGUUGUUCUUUCCACUUGGUUCUUAUGAUUUAAAUCUUCCUUUUCAAGCAAAGUAGCAGUUUCUUAUGUCCUGUUUUGAGGCAUCAUCACUGCUUUGGUUCUGUAAGAACCUGAUUUGUGAGAGCUUGUUUUCCAAACCAACACUGGAAUCAACAGGGUGGGUGAAAAGGAAUAGGCAUUAAAAAAAAAAAAAUCAUAUGAUCAAUAUUGUAAUUAGAUGUUUUGUUUUUAAAUCAGAUGACACGCUUUAUUAAAUGACAAAAUGAAAGAAGGUCAGACAUCAACAGGCAGUAAGUAAAGGUAGCAUCAGUUACAACAAACCAACAGACAGUCAAGUAACUGGAAAAUAAAUCAAGACAACGGGGAAAUAACACAAUACGAAAUCCCCAUUAAGUGUUGCCUGUUGGAAAAAAAUGGUUUCAAAACAACCUUAGCGAUACUGUACUUCAAAAUUCCAAAAGUUAUUUCUAAUGCCUCGUCACUUGUCACCCACCCUGCGCCAUGACGAAGGAGUUAUUAGGCCCGCUGAGAAAAGAAAAUAAUUCCACUAUGAGAAUAAAGUUAGAAUGUUGUGAGAACAUAAUGUUACCAAAACAGCAUUACCAUCAUUACUCUUAUUAUUUUCAGUUGUCGACCAUUUAUGAUACAACCUGAAUACUAUGGCGGGGCUUCACUGUGAGACAGUGACACAGGAGCUUUCAUAUUCCCUCAUCAAAAACAAUGACUUUUUUUUUUUUAUUUAAAUGUAUUUAAUGUUCCUACUUUCUUAAGUUAAUUCUUUUGUUGAGACAAUAUAAAUAUUUAUCUUCACGAAUAACUUUUUUCUCAUAAUUUUCCUUUUCCUUUCGGUGUCUUCCUAAUACUCCUUCAUAACGAUAAAUCUUGAAACACUUAUUUAAAAAGAACAUAAGACACAGAGAAAGAAAAAAAAUGUGAAUUGCGAGGUUGUCGACAUAACGAUAAAUGUACGUGUGCUCAACGCGUGUGUGCGGUGUGUGUGUGUGUGUGUGUGUGUGUGUGUGUGUGUGUGUGCAUUCUAGCUCUUCAAAAGCCUCAGACUUUGCAUUUUCCCAUGUGUCAUUUGAAGAUUUCGACCACCGUACCCAUAAAAUCAUAUCUGAGUAAUGUACAGGAAUUCUUUUGCUGAUCUCGCUUCCUAUUUCAUGGAGGACUUAGCGCCUUCAAUACGUGUAACUGUCACAUCUGCCUUCGUUGUCAGGUGUCAUCAUAGCGAUAGAGGAAGCUGGGAUAGCAGUGAGUCCUACUUUGGGAGAUACGAUUCAGUUCUCUUGCAAAUACAAAAUGAAAACAAUCGUUUGCUCACCUCUGCCAUCAGAUAAAAUGGGACAAGGGUCGUUGCUUUUCCGUGUUCGUUUUUAGGCCUCUGUUUGGGAUGUACGUAUUUAGCCCGGCCCAGUCUUAACUAGAUGAUUCAGAGUGGUGAAAUAUUUAUUAUGACUGUGAGAUUCCCUUGAAUGUACUGCACUUAAAUUACUGCGAUGUGUUAUUGCCUUGUGGGAUUCAAGUGAAAGAGAAAAAUUGGAUCAGUGCAGCAGACCUGUGGUCUUGAUUAGCAUUUCUUUUGUCAGUGGAAUUUCAAUGCUAAAUUCAAUUUAUUAAAUAAAGCGAGAGCCAGAGCUUUGUUGAGGGGAAAUACUGGCAUCAGUCUAGAUUUAUGAAGUGCAAUUAUAAUGACUGUAUGAACAUUUUUUUUUCUCUGAGCUUACACCAAAAAAAAAAAUGUAAACUACAGUUGUCAAUACAUUCCCAAUGUACCACAUCCCUAUUCCCUAUCCCCUUUUUUUUUGUUUGUUUUGUUUUGAGGUGUAAAAUAAAUUUCUUUAAGAAUAUAUCCAGAGGCCACGUUUUGGCUUUGACGUCUGUCAUUAUUUUCUAAACCUAGAUGUCCUUUAGAUGUCAGCGGGAGGUUGGACCCUGUGGGACCUCAAGCAGAGGCUUGACGGGUGAUGUUGAACCUUUGCUGUCAAGGAGAAGGAUAAAAAAAAAAAAAAAA